CUAGAGUUAGGUACCGUACUACCUCUUGACUGCUCGGUGCCUACAUACGUGGAACCCGCCCCCUCUUUAGUCCCCCAUCCAGAAUAACUAUCCGACCCAGAAUCACGAUGGCACUCUUGGAAAAGGCGAACAGAGUGGCUCACCAGUUUGAUCUUACUGAUGACGACGUACGCAGGUGCUGCGCGCACUUCAUCAAUGAGCUUGAGGUGGGCUUGCAAAGGCGGUCGCCUGCUGUGUGCCAAAUUCCAACCUACGUCACGGAGGUUGCUUAUGGAACGGAGAAGGGUCUCUCAUUGGCCGUUGAUCUUGGGGGGACCAAUCUUCGAGUCUGUUCAGUAGAUUUGUGCGGCGAUUCUACAUAUACCACAAAGCAGUCCAAAAUCACCAUACCAACUCGGAUCAUGACCGCUCAGAAGGCAUCUGAUCUAUUCCACUUCAUCGCAGAGCAGAUACAGCAUUUCUUGCAGACGUAUCAUCAAGAGCUUCUCACGCCAGACAAGGCGAAGACAGCUGAAUUGCUCAGUCUUGGUUUUACAUUCUCCUACCCAGCAUAUCAGAACAGCAUUAAUUCGGGCAUUCUGUUACGCUGGACGAAGGGGUUUGACAUUCCAGACGCAAUAGGCCAAGAUGUUUGCCAUCUACUUCAGGAGGCGAUCAAUGAACUACACCUUCCCAUCAAGAUAACCGCCUUGGUGAAUGAUGCCCUAGGGGCACUCAUGUUUCGCGCAUACGCCCUUCCACUUUCGGAGACCCGCACUUCAGUGGGAGCAAUCUUUGGAACAGGCACAAAUGGUGUUUAUCUUGAAAAGCUGCACAACAUCACGAAAGAACUCGAAGGUGCAUAUCCUCCUGCUAGUAACGAGAUGUUCAUUAGUUGCGAGUGGGGUUCCUUCGAUAAUGGGCUUUUGGUUCAGCCCAACACUAAAUACGACACCAGUCUAGACCAAGUCAGCGUUAACCGUGGAAAUCAAAUGUUUGAGAAGCGCGUCUCAGGGAUGUUUCUAGGAGAGCUUCUGAGGAUUGCUCUGGUUGAGAUGCACGAAGAUCCAGAAGUGGGGCUCUUUCGAGAGUUCCGGGAAGACGCAGCAACAGAAGCUGAUGGAAAAAUCCCAUUUUUCACUCAAUGGGCUGUGGAUACUUCCAUCCUUUCGAUUGCCGAAGCGGAUAACUCUGGCGAAUUGCUACCGCUUAGGCAAAAGAUAGCGGAUGCUCUCUCAAUUCCUGAAUUCUGCAUUGGAGUAGAGGAUGCCCAGGCAGUGAAACUAAUUGCAAACGCUAUAGGGAAGCGUGCAGCGAGGCUCGCUGGUACUGCUCUUGCAUCCGUCAUUCUGAAGAGCGGGAGAUCAUUGGUGAAUCCCCAUACUUUCCCUGUCGACGAGGAUUCAAACACAACGAACCGUGCCCUUAUUGAUAUCGCAGUUGAUGGAAGUGUUGUUGAGUUUUACCCAGGUUUCGAAGCUUACAUGCGUGAUACAUGGAGGGUUAUUGAUGGAAUCGGUCCUGCCAUAGAGCGCAGGAUCAGAAUCGGAAUCUCAAAAGACGGAUCUAGUAUUGGGGCGGCAAUAAUUGCUCUUAUUGCAGCACAGCAGUUUCAAAAUGGCUCAAAUGUGGCUUGA
Molecule: messenger RNA, 1616 nt
Organism: Lindgomyces ingoldianus
Lineage: Eukaryota; Fungi; Ascomycota; Dothideomycetes; Pleosporales; Lindgomycetaceae
Exons: 3
Coding region: 108-1616 (502 amino acids)
Biological process (GO): glucose 6-phosphate metabolic process; intracellular glucose homeostasis; glycolytic process
Cellular component (GO): mitochondrion; cytosol
Molecular function (GO): D-glucose binding; glucokinase activity; fructokinase activity
Source: RefSeq, a predicted model, not a curated record